Cercopithifilaria johnstoni is the source of this 222-nucleotide messenger RNA. The record is from the annotation of a GenBank genome assembly. Lineage: Eukaryota; Metazoa; Nematoda; Chromadorea; Rhabditida; Onchocercidae.
AUGCUAUGUGGUGCUGUGGUGCUAAAUGUGGGUGCUAAAUGUGGUGCUGUGGUGCUAAAUGUGGGUGCUAAAUGUGGUGCUGUGGUGCUAAAUGUGGAUGCUAAAUGUGGUGCUGUGGUGUUGUGGUGUAGUGGUGUGCUUGAUGCUAUGUGGUGCUGUGGUGCUAAAUGUGGUGCUAUGGUGCUGUGGUGCUAUUUUCAAGAUAAAUUUAUUCUAUGUUAG